AUGUAUCGAUUCCUACCUCUUUUUUUCCUGCCCCUGGCAGCUUUGGCUGCCGAUGAGCUCCCUGGUGUUGUGGUUCCUAAAAAGCCCGUGGGUGGGCUGUAUGAUACUUGUGCUAUCCAGGUGGUGCAACUAUCAAAAGGCGAGAAAGCCUGGGUGACUGGCAAUUGCAGCACCCGUCAUGGAGACCAAAUGGAAAGCCAUUUAGAUCUUGAUCGGUGCUUUUCUAGUCAGUUUACGUUUGAUAUAACACCAGAAAAAGACGGUGGUAAGUUUCCCUUCUUGAAAAUAUGUCUUCUGGUAUUGAUAUAUUUAUGA
Messenger RNA from Aspergillus oryzae RIB40, 315 nucleotides. RefSeq lists its product as uncharacterized. The transcript has 2 exons. Bases 1 to 315 code for a protein of 104 amino acids. NCBI's taxonomy places the organism in Eukaryota, Fungi, Ascomycota, Eurotiomycetes, Eurotiales, Aspergillaceae. The record is from RefSeq and is a predicted model, not a curated record.